Molecule: messenger RNA, 1785 nt
Organism: Talaromyces proteolyticus
Lineage: Eukaryota; Fungi; Ascomycota; Eurotiomycetes; Eurotiales; Trichocomaceae
Product: putative siderophore iron transporter
Exons: 7
Coding region: 1-1785 (594 amino acids)
Biological process (GO): siderophore transmembrane transport
Molecular function (GO): siderophore-iron transmembrane transporter activity
Source: RefSeq, a predicted model, not a curated record
AUGGCUCACGAGACCGACCAGAAAGACCUCUCUAUUGACGUCGCUGAUGUUGAAAGCGUCGCUAUGGCUGGCAUCAAGAGUGAGACGACCAAAAUGGCUGGACUGGCUGAUCUAGACGGCAUCCAGCGCAGCUGGAAUCUUAAAACUCUUAUCGUUAUAUGGAUAUCGGCGUUGCUGAUGAGUUUCGCCACCAAUUUGAACAACCAAACAUCGGCCUCGUUUACCUCGUAUGCUACGAGCAGUUUUGCUUCCGCUCCGCUAUUGGGGACCAUCACUGUGGUGCAGGCUGUAGUGACAUCGGUCGCUUUACAACCUCUCGCGAGGCUUGCAGAUGUAUACGGGCGGUUUGAGAUGUUUUCGUUCUCUGUGGUACUGAUAACCAUCGGCGAGAUCAUGACAGCAUCCUCAAACACUGUUAGCGUCUAUGCUGGAGCCCAAGUGUUUUGGGCGUUCGGUUAUAUAGGAAUCGCGUUGAUGCUUCAGAUCUUAGCUGGCGAUACUAGCGACAUGUACAAUCGUGCCCUCUUUAGCGCAAUUCCACUUGCCCCUUCAAUCAUUACAUGUUGGAUUGCAGGACCGGUCGCAUCAGGAAUCAUCAAAAUCACAUGGAGAUGGGGAUUUGGAAUUUUCGCAAUUAUUAUUCCCACACUUGCGCUCCCUGUCCUAGUUUCUCUAUAUAUCAACAAGAGAAAAGGCACCAAAUUACGAAAGGCCGAAGGCACUUACAAGCCCAAAAACCACCUCCAAAAUUUCAUCCAACUUGAUCCUCUCGGCUUGCUUUUGCUAGCAGCUGGACUUUCACUGCUGUUGAUACCAAUAUCGCUCUCGACGUCGGAUAAAAAUACCUGGAAGGCUGGCCAUACAAUCGCAGAACUAGUUGUUGGUGGUGUCUGUUUAAUUGGGUUAGCCGCAUGGGAAACGAAAUGGGCUCGCUGGCCGAUUUUUCCUAAGACUAUUUUCAAAAGUCGGACUGUUAUUUUUGGGUUAUUAGCUUUGCUAAUUAAUUACGUCGGCCUCUAUCUCCUCCAAAGCUACCUUCUCUAUUACCAAAUGAUCGCAGCCGAUUUGUCAGUGAACGCGGCUACGAACAUAUAUAUGCUGAUCCCAUUUGGAGGAUCGGUAGGGCAGUUCGGGUCGGGGUUCUUGGUCAAGUAUGUGAAAAGAUACAAGUGGAUUAUUGUAUCUGGAUACGCAGCCAUUGUCCUUGGAAUGGGUCUGAGUUAUAAAUAUAUAAAUGGUCGUGGACAGAUGCCUCAACUCGUUGUUUCACAGCUGAUCUUGGGAAUUGGAGCCGGCAUCGUUGCGACUAUCCAAUUUGGAAUUCAGGCUUCUAUCAGCCAAGCUGAAAUGGCUACAGGAACGGCGUUGUACUACACGGCUGUCGGAGUUGGCAAUGCCAUUGGUUCAGCGGCUGCUGGAGGAAUCUGGUCAACUUUACUUCCUCGCAAGCUCCGCGCCAAUUUGCCUGCUGAUUCCGUCGGCGCUGCAGAAGAAAUUGUAGGUUCCGUUGUCGUCGCAAUGUCAUAUGCAUGGGGAACCCCAAUCCGCGAUGCCAUCAACGAGUCAUACACCAGCGUUUUCCGUACUAUGAUACUUGCAGGUUUGGUUCUUGUUAGUGUUGCGCUUGUCAUUUCUUUGUUCAUUCACGAUCAGAAUAUCAGGGAGGUCGACGACAGCAGGGAUUACAAGGGAAUUGUUAUUGGGAAGACUGGUGCGGUGGAUGCAUUGAAGGAGAAGGUGCAUGUAGGUCAGGAGGAAAAGGCCACUCCAACGGAGAAUUCUUGA